CUGAGUUUCCCGCUGAUACGGCAAUGCCAAGAGCCGGCUACAACCAAAAUAAUAAUUCGCAUACAAAAUUUGAUUUGUAAUUGCAUUUAAUGGCAGCCAAAGCCGCCACAGCCAGUGAUAAGGACGAGGGGCAGGAGCAAGAGAAAGCCGCCACCAAGGAUCAAAUGGAACCGAUGGAUGCAAAGGAAACCGAUGCAGAGUCGAAUGAUCCGGCAAAAAGAGAUGCCGCCGCCGCUGGUGGCCGCAAACGUAAACGACAUUUGUAUAAUUCCAUUCGCAGCCAAAUGGAGUUUUAUUUCGGAGACGCAAAUCUAACUAAGGAUCGCUUCCUGCGGCGCUACGUGGACCAGGAUCCAUACGUUCCCCUGGAGAUCUUUCUGACGUUCAACAAAAUUAAACCCCUCGCCCAGGAUGUGAUGCAGAUAGCCAAGGCACUGAACAAUUCCCAACUGCUGGAGUUGGAUGAGAGCCGCCUGAAGGUGCGCCGCAAGACCAAGCUGCCCGACCAGCGGGAUGUCAAUGACAAGACGCUCUAUGUGGAGGCAUUGCCGGCCAAUGCCAGCCACGAUUGGCUGAAGGAGGUCUUUAGUCGGUACGGCCCUGUGGCCUAUGUAUCGCUGCCACACUAUCCGGGCACUAAGAAGAUCAAGGAGUUUGCCUUCAUCGAGUUCGAGCGCAGCACGGCCCUGGAGAAGGCGGUCAAAGCUUUUGCUCAGGUUCAGGGUGUACUCUCCCUCGACACAGACCCAGCCGUUUUGGCCAGCGUUCGCUCAUUCCAGCAACAGCAGCAGCAGGAGAAAAAUGUUGAUGCACCGCUGGAGGAUGGCGGCACGAAGCGGGGUCGCAAGAGAGAAGCCAAGGAGGAGAGCCAUCAUCAUGAUGUAAAGCGCGUCAAGCUGGAACAGCAGCCCAGCGACACAUCCACGGCCGAGGAGACAGCAAGUGAAUCGGAGGACCAGGAGGCAGCCGCAUCAGCGCCGGAGCAGCAAGAGGAGGCGUCCUCCCAUGAUGAACAACCAGCUGGCGAUGGCAAGGGCGAGACUAUUGCGGAUGCUGACGCUGACGAGGCAAAGAAGCGUCGCCGCAAGCGCAAGAAGAAGGCAAUCAUAGACAAGCCAAACAUUGAUCCCACGGCCAUUGAGCUGAAGGUGCUGCCCAAGGCCAGCUGGUGCAGUCUGCGCAACAAAUAUCUGAAUCUGCAGCGUCGCCUGGUCAGCGAGGCGAAGGCAAAGUUGUGGCGCGAGUCGCAGCAGCAGCAGCUGGAUCCCAAUCAGCCACGCAAGCGCACACCCAUGCAGGCGGCAGCAGGCGGGCAACAGCAUUCGGAGCAGCACAACAAGGCUGACAACGGUGAGGAGUGUGAGCCGCUGAGCGAUGUCGAUGAUGUCGUUGGAGGGACAGAGACAAGCGUGCCCGUGCCGCCGAAGCGUCGCAAGGCAGUGCAUAAAAUGAACAUGAAUUUCUAUGGUGCCGGCGGCGGUGAGACCGAGGACAGUCGCAGUGCCGUUCGCACCGAGGACCCCUCCCAGGAGCGCACGCCGCUGUUCAAGUACGAGCCGGGACUGAUUGUCGAGUGUGUACUGCACGAGCCGUGCACCAAUAUCAAGGAGUUCAAGGCAGAUAUGCGCCAGUAUACGGACAUCAAGUAUGUGGACAUUAAGGAGGGUGAUCUGGCCGCCACAUUGCGCAUGGCCACACCCACAGCCGCCGAGGAGCUGGUGCGCCAGCUGAGCUGUGCCGAGCGGCAGCUAAAGGUGCUCGAUGGCCAGGCGGAGACGCUGUACUGGCGCAAAAUCGAACAAGAUCGCGAGGCAAAGCUCACCAAAAAGGUGCGCGUACAGCAGAAACGUGGCCGCGAGAAGGUCUCCAAAAUGUUGGCCAAGCACACAAAAUUCGAUGACACCGAUGACGAUGUGGCUGCCAGUUGUGAGCCACCAUCUGGGACGACAACAGUAGAGGCAUAGUCUCGAGUCAUUGUUGUAUUGUUAAGCAAUAAAUGUGCUUCUUAUAUUCUAUGCUAA
Molecule: messenger RNA, 2021 nt
Organism: Drosophila guanche
Lineage: Eukaryota; Metazoa; Arthropoda; Insecta; Diptera; Drosophilidae
Gene: Larp7
Product: la-related protein 7
Exons: 2
Coding region: 90-1964 (624 amino acids)
Biological process (GO): RNA processing
Cellular component (GO): nucleus
Molecular function (GO): mRNA binding
Source: RefSeq, a predicted model, not a curated record